Molecule: messenger RNA, 1413 nt
Organism: Lactuca sativa (garden lettuce)
Lineage: Eukaryota; Viridiplantae; Streptophyta; Magnoliopsida; Asterales; Asteraceae
Product: F-box protein CPR1
Molecular function (GO): protein binding
Source: RefSeq, a predicted model, not a curated record
GUCUGUAAAGUGUUCAACGGUGUUGUGUCUUCUUCUAGUUUCAAGAUUUCAAUUAAUAGAAAUCAAAAUCAAUCGUCAUGCCAGAGCAAAUGAAUGAUUCAAGCUAUUUCAUACCACCGGAGCUCGUAAUCGACAUAUUCUUGAGAUUACCAGUCAAAACACUAAUUCGAUGCACCUCUGUUUGUAAAUCAUGGUACGCUCUAAUCAGAAACCCUAAUUUCGUCGCUUUACAUUUCAAUUCAAAUGGCAGUUAUCGUCCAGAGUGUCGCGAUAAUGGAUAUGUUCUAUUGGGAUGCACUAAUUUCUGCCAUAUAGUUUGCGAUAGAAGUUUUAAAUCGCUCUACGCUGUUGAAACCCCUUUCGCUGUUGGACCUAAUCGAAAGUCAUCGUUAAACUUCAUCGGUUCAUGUAACGGAUUGCUAUGUUUAGCACCUGGAUUGGAGUAUAAUUUGGGGAACGAUGUGUAUAUCUGGAAUCCAUCAAUCAGAAGCCAUAAAAAGCUUCCGCCAUCACAAUUUUCCGAUGAGUUCACCGACGAAAGGUGGAUGGUUUCUCGUUUGGGAUUCGGGUUUCAUGAAUCGACAAACGACUACAAAGUUAUCAGACUGAUUUACUUUCCAGAGUGCCGUAAUUUCACCUCUGUGGAUGCCGCACCUUUGGUUGAAGUUUACAGUUUGAAAACAGAUUCAUGGAGGAUAAUUCGCACUGAAGUUCCACCCAUUGUUACUCAAAGUGUAGUGACAUUUCACAAGGGUUUCUUUUACUGGAUGGGUUUCAAGAGCAUUCGCGAUGAUCCAAUGGAGAAUUACAUCAUGUCAUUUGAUCUUGACAAUGAGAAAUUCAAAGAGAUUGAACAGCCUUCUGUUGAUUUUCCAUUUUCUCUUUUGUCAGUGAGGGGAUCAUCUGGUUCUUUAUUUGCUAUCUACUCAAAGUUCUUUGGUGGACAAAAUGACAUCUUGGUGUUAUGGAAGAUGGAUGAAUAUAGCAAAAGUUGGACAAAAGCAUACACAAUUCAGUGUAACAGAGGUGUGUGGUGGACUAUAGGAUUUACAAAAAGUGGGAAAUUUCUUUAUGCUAAUUUGGAGAAAAAGCUUGUUUCUUUUGAUCUUGAAAGCCUGGAAACUCAAGUUCAUGAUCUUGGAAUCUCUUUUAGUCGAUCUGCAGUCGAUAUUAAUUAUAUGGAAAGUCUUCUGUUAUUUGAUCAUUGAUGUGAUGUUAUUCGAGGACACAGGUAAGUUUGCUAAUUUACUUCUUUAACCCUGUGCAGUCAUGUUAGUUAUCAUAGAAAAAAAAAUAGUCAUGUAAGGUUUUUUAUAUGUUUAGUAUUGAUAAAUACGAUGUAUAUAGUCAAAAAUUGAUACUUAUUGUUAUAUGUAAUUUACAAUUUGGAAAUAAUAUGAUUUACUUGAAAUG